Indicator indicator is the source of this 1569-nucleotide messenger RNA. It is a transcript of the gene APBB3, whose product is annotated as amyloid beta precursor protein binding family B member 3. Gene Ontology annotation, cellular component: nucleus; cytoplasm. NCBI's taxonomy places the organism in Eukaryota, Metazoa, Chordata, Aves, Piciformes, Indicatoridae. The record is from RefSeq and is a predicted model, not a curated record. Gene Ontology annotation, biological process: regulation of DNA-templated transcription. Gene Ontology annotation, molecular function: transcription factor binding; amyloid-beta binding.
AUGCUGGGCAAGGACUACAUGCUGGCCAUCGUCCUCGUCAACUGCGACGACAAUCUCUGGAGUGACCAGAACCUGGAGACAGACCCUGACCUCCCCCCAGGCUGGAGGAAAAUCCAUGACUCUCUGGGCACGUAUUACUGGCAUGUGCCAACAGGCACAACGCAGUGGCAGCACCCUGCAUGCACCACAAGUCCAGGAGGGCAUGGGACAGCUGAUGGAGAUGAGACAUUCCAGAGAGUGGACUGCCAAACCUCUGAGGCAAAGUAUUUGGCAAAGGACAGGCCCAUUCCCAGCCCCAUGGCUUCGCUGUCCCGGAGGACCUCGCUGCCCUGGCAUGGAGAUGAUUUCCAGCACAGCAUGGAGCCUGGCUCCAAGUGCUUUGCUGUGCGCUCGCUGGGCUGGUUGGAGAUCCCUGAGGAGGACCUUGCACCUGGCAAGAGCAGCAUUGCUGUCAACAACUGCAUCCAGCAGCUUUCCAACAGCAAGGGCCAGGGCUCUGUUGAGAACCGAGGCGAGGGCCAGGACCUGGUGAUGAUCCUGAAGAAGGACACCAUGAGCCUGGUGGACCCCCUUGACCACAGCCUCAUCCACCACCAGCCCAUCCUUAACAUCCGUGUCUGGGGUGUUGGUUGCAACAACGGCAGGGACAGAGACUUCGCUUUUGUGGCCAGUGAUAAGGACACCUGCGUCCUCAAGUGUCAUGUCUUCCACUGCAACGUGCCCGCCAAGGGCAUCGCCAAGGCCCUGCAUGAGAUGUGUUCCAAGAUUGUGGCUGAGCGAGCUGUAGCGAGCAGUGGGCUGCGACGUGCUGCCAUGCUGGAGCCUGUCUCCACUGAUGAUCUGCCACUGCAAGUGGAUAUCCUGGAAGCGGUGAGGCAGUCGAUGCAGACAUAUGAGGCACUGUACAUUGGCAGCCUGCCUGUGCCCAGGGCUAUGGGGAUGGAUGUGCUGAACGAGGCCAUCGAGAGGCUGACAAGGGGCCCUGGACGGGAGCAGUGGACACCCUCCCUCAUCCACGUGUCUGACACAGCUAUGAGGGUGCACCCCGCGCAGGUUGGGAGGGGUAUGGGAGGCACCCUGCUUCCACAGGGUUGGGGACCUGGUGGGGGGGUGGCAGGGUUCCCUGGGGUGUGGCCAGGGGUGGAUGGGCCCACGGGGUCCUCUCAGGAGGAUGAGGAUGCAGCACACCUCUGGGAGUGCCAGGUGCGGUACGUGACCUUCCUGGGAGUGGGCCGGGACGCCCACACCUUCGCGCUCAUCGUGGACACGGGGCAGUGCUUCCAGUGUGCAGCCUUCUGGUGUGAGCCUGACGCUGGCACCAUCUCAGAGGCAGUGCAGGCGGCCUGCAUGGUGCAGUACCAGAAGUGCCUGGUGGCCGCUGCACCAGGGGCUAAGGCGAGGAAAGGCCGAGGCCGGGCCGGGUCAGCAGCCUCGGGGGACGCUGCCGGUGGUGCAGCCAAGGCGAGCGGAGGCAGCGCGGGGGCGGCGGGGCCCGGUGCCCUCAAGCGGGGCCUCUUCGCCUUCCUGGAGGCCUUCCGCCCCAGGCGAGCCCUCCUCCACACCCCGUAG